This is a messenger RNA of Eublepharis macularius, 3540 nucleotides long. RefSeq names its product protein NYNRIN-like. The coding region runs from base 1 to 3540 and encodes 1179 amino acids. Gene Ontology annotation, molecular function: RNA-DNA hybrid ribonuclease activity; aspartic-type endopeptidase activity; nucleic acid binding. Lineage: Eukaryota; Metazoa; Chordata; Lepidosauria; Squamata; Eublepharidae. Gene Ontology annotation, biological process: DNA integration; proteolysis. The transcript has a single exon. The record is from RefSeq and is a predicted model, not a curated record.
AUGGUAGGGGGAACAGCAAUACCUUUCCUUGUUGAUUCUGGAGCAACCCAUUCAACGGUGCCUCAACCCCCAAAGGGAACAAGAGCUACUAAAAAGCAAGUUCAUAUUGUUGGGGUAGAUGGAAAACGAGUAUCCCAGAGUUUCCUUACCUCCUGUGAUUUUGAAGUUUGUGGAACCCAGCUGCAUCAUGAAUUUUUGCUUACCCCUACUUGUCCUAUUGCCUUAUUGGGAAGGGAUGUGUUGUGCAAACUACAGGCGACUCUGGAGUUCUCUGAUAAAGGGGUGAAGCUGACAGUGCCUAAAGGCAAUGGAUCUACAUAUUUGAUGGCUUUAAUGGAACAGAAGCCGAAUACCUUAAGUAAGCAUUUACCUGAAUGUAUGCUUGCAGAAGUGGAUGAAAGUGUAUGGGCUGAGGAAGGAUCACCUGGAUUAGUCCUUGAAGCUAUACCAGCGUCUAUUACUGUCAAGCCUGGAAAAGGACCCAUCCGAAUUCGGCAGUACCCAUUAUCAAUGGAAGGAAGACGUGGAUUGCAACCAGUAAUCACUCAGCUUCUAAAGGAGGGGCGGAUAGAACCUUGUCAAUCGCCAUGGAAUUCACCAAUCCUAGCCGUCCCCAAAGGAAUGGAGAAGAAAAAGUGGCGUUUGGUCCAGGAUCUUCGUGCAAUUAAUGCAGUGGUGAACACCCGACAUUCAGUGGUCCCAAACCCUUAUAACAUCUUAGCUACGAUCCCAGGGGAUCAUGAAUGGUUCACAGCCCUGGAUUUGAAAGAUGCGUUCUUUUCCAUUCCUGUGCAUCCUGACUCGCGGGAACUGUUCGCUUUUGAAUGGGAGGAUCCUGAUACAGGCCGGAAGGCACAGUACACCUGGACAGUGUUGCCCCAAGGAUUUGUGGACUCACCAACACUCUUCAGCCAGGAGCUAGGAAGAACCCUCUCCAAAUGGAAGGGUCCUGAAGGAACAUCUCUGCUUCAAUACAUAGAUGACCUUCUGAUAUCUGGAAACACAGAACAGGUAGUUGAAGAGGCAACCAUAUCUCUCCUCAAUUUCCUUGGGACGAAUGGUUAUCGAGUGGCAAAAGAGAAAGCCCAAUUAGUUACACGGGAAGUCCGAUAUUUGGGCUAUUUAAUCUCCCAUGGGCAACGGCAACUGGACCCUGGGCGUAAAGAAGCCAUUUGCCGAAUCCCAUGUCCUCAGACAAAGCGUCAGCUGCGGGCCUUUUUGGGAAUGGCAGGAUUCUGUCGAGUCUGGAUUCCAGGGUUUGGACAAUUGACUAAACCUCUCCAUGCAAAAUGUCAAGAGAGUGAACCUGACAGUCUUCAAUGGGAACAGGAUGAGAUCACGGCCUUCGAGCAAGUGAAGAAGGUUUUGAUGGAAGCUCCUGCAUUGGGCCUGCCAGAUCUACAAAAAUCAUUUCACUUGUUCGUCCAUGAGAUGAGGGGAGUUAUGUCAGCAGUUCUCACCCAGAAACUAGGACCGGACCUCAGACCUGUAGCCUAUUUUUCCAGGCAGCUGGACACAGUGGCCCAGGGUUGGCCGACAUGUGUGCGAGCAGUGGCAGCAACGGCCAUGGCGGUGGAGGAAGCCCGCAAGUUUACACUUGAGAAUCCAAUGCAUGUGUAUUGCCCACAUAUGGUGUGUUCCCUGCUUCAGCAACGGGGAAGUAAAUGGCUGACAUCGGCCAGAAUGGCCAAAUAUGAGGCACUCCUCUUUGGAAGAGAGGACCUGACUUUUGAGAGUUGCAAUCGCCUCAAUCCAGCCACCCUCCUUCCAGAUGAGCUGGAGUCAUCAAACAUGCAUGAAUGUUUGGAAGUGGUAGAUAGCUUAACAAUGGCAAGAGCAGACUUAUUGGAUACCCCAUUGGACAACCCAGACAUGGAAAUAUUUAUAGAUGGUUCAAGCCGGGUGAUAGAAGGAAAACGAAAGACUGGGUAUGCAGUUACCACUCUGCAUGAACUUUUAGAAGCAGAACCCCUCCCAUCUACAUGGUCAGCCCAAGCUGCUGAGCUGUAUGCACUCAGAAGAGCCCUAAUACUGGGACGAGGACAGAGAGUGACUAUCUACACCGAUUCCAAAUAUGCCUUUGGAGUUUGUCAUGCUCAUGGAGCACUGUGGAAGGAACGAGGUUUUCUAACUGCAAAUGGGGAUAGAAUUGCCCACAGUGAGUUGGUAUUAGAACUUCUGGAGGCAUUAUUGUUCCCAAAGCAAGUGGCGAUAGUCCAUGUUAAAGCACAUCAAAGGGGGAAAACUCCAGAAGUUUGUGGAAAUAACAUGGCUGAUGAAGCAGCGAAGCAAGCAGCACUUAAACCACUUGGGAACCUGCAGCUCGCCUUAAUACCCAGUUUUCGCCUACCGCCCUCACCACAGUAUACCAAGCAAGAGGAACAAGAGGCCAUUACCCAAGGAGCUUCUAAAAAUGAAAAAGGAUGGUGGAUGUAUUGUGGUGGUAAAAUCUUAGUUCCCCAUGCUAUGCUGCGAAAGCUCUUAUGGGACUAUCAUCAAUCAACUCAUAACAGUGGCCGAAAGAUGGUGGAAGCACUUACUCGCCAUAUCACUGCUGUUGGACUCCACCAAACAGCCGAACAGAUAGUGCAGGCUUGUCCCACUUGUCAGAGAGUGAAUGCUAAGACAUCUAGGAUACCACGACCUGGAGCACGCACAUGGGUGAAUCGUCCAUUUCAGUCAAUACAAGUAGAUUUCACCGAAUUGCCUCGUCAAGGGAGAUAUCGUUACCUCUUAGUGUUAGUAGACAAACUCACCGGAUGGCCAGAAGCGUUCCCAUGUGCCUCCCCAACAGCCAAACAGGUUGCCAAGGUCCUCCUCCACCACAUAAUUCCGCGAUUUGGGACCCCAGAAGUCAUCAAUUCGGACCGAGGGACACAUUUUGUGAAUCAAAUUAUACAGCAAGUAUCCCUCGCACUAGGGAUCUCAUGGGACCUACACACAGCUUGGAGACCACAAGCUAGCGGUCAAGUAGAAAGACUAAAUAGAAGUUUGAAGACCUGUCUAACUAAGAUUUGUAUGGACACAAAACUGCACUGGCCAGAAGCACUACCUAUUGCCCUGACACGAUUGCGGGCCACACCUAAGGGAAAAUUAGGGUUGAGCCCCUUUGAGCUAUUAUAUGGAAUGCCCUAUCCCAUAUUCCCAAAGGGGGGAGUAUUAGAUUUUGAGAUAGGUGACAUACAAAUGAAAGAACAUGUUAUUGCUUUGCAGUCUGUUUUGCAUUCUCUCCACAGGGCUGCCCUCGUUGAACAGCCUCUGCCCUAUGACUCUCCAGUCCACUCCUUCCUGCCAGGUGACUGGGUGUAUGUUAAGAAAUGGAAGCAUAGUCCUCUGACUGCAGAUUGGGAAGGACCCAAGCAAGUGCUCCUUACCUCACACAGUAGCGCCAAAGUGGAGGGUCAUGAUCCUUGGAUACAUCACACCCGAUUAAAGAAGGCAUCGGCUCCUGAGAUCUUGGAUGAGGCUGAAUUACCAGUAUCCUGGACUGUGAACCCGAUUAGUGAUCUUAAGUUCUUGUUUAGAAAAGUGCCUCGUUGA